Molecule: messenger RNA, 1578 nt
Organism: Acanthaster planci (crown-of-thorns starfish)
Lineage: Eukaryota; Metazoa; Echinodermata; Asteroidea; Valvatida; Acanthasteridae
Product: N-acetyltransferase 9-like protein
Molecular function (GO): N-acetyltransferase activity
Source: RefSeq, a predicted model, not a curated record
GCCCAUUGUUUUCUGGACAGAGGUAGAAUUUCUACUGGAGAGAGUGAUGAAAACGAACAAACAAUUUGCAUAACUUUCCAUAGACAGAAGUACCAGCCAUGAAAGUUUGCCCAACAUGAUACUGAACUUGUACUGAAGAGCCAACGGUACAAUGACUGGAUGCAAUCUACAGAGUUGCAACAGUUGACAGCGUCUGAGCCCCUGACUCUCCAGCAGGAAUAUGAAAUGCAGAAGAGCUGGCACCUGGAUGAAAAUAAAUGUACUUUUAUCCUACUGCUGAAGGAGAAAUGGGAUGAUCCAGAGUGUAACGAGAUAGAUUGCAUGUGUGGAGAUGUCAACUUGUACUUCAUAGACCCAGAUGACAGCGGUGUGAAAACUGCAGAGGUGGAAAUCAUGAUAGCAGAACCAUCUUGUAGAAGGAAGGGAAUUGGCCGAGAAGCGCUUGUACUUAUGAUUCAAUAUGGGGCUACUAAACUCAAGGUUCGCCGAUUCAUUGCAAAGAUUGGGCUCCAGAAUCAGCCAAGCUUGGCUCUAUUCAAGAAACUUGGCUUCAAGCAGGAAUCGGUGAGUGAAGUCUUCCAAGAAGUGACCUUGCAACUUGAAGUGACUGAGGAAGUCCAGCAUUCUCUGAAUUUGCAGACAAACCACAUGAAAUACAGAGACUAUAAGACAAAAAGGUGACUGGGACAGACUUUCAAAUGCUAAGGCAGCAAGCUGGUCGUUCUUUGUGUUAGCUAUUCGACAGGACGGCAAUAUGGCCAGCCAAGUCAGCUAGCCACAUGGGCAGGGUGCUGGUCGGCUUAAGUUAACCAAUUACUGCAUAAAGAGAUGGAAGACCAUUCAUUGGAAAAGUCAGUUGGUCGCAAUUAUGUGGAAUUGUUGCAACUUGGUUCGGUGGCUUUUAAGUUCUUGGCCGGCUAGCAAAGUAAUCAACUGACCAAGGCACUCGGGAGUCCGUGCACAUAAGGAGGCCCACUAAACCAUGACCUGGCCAAAUGAAUUGGUAGCUAGUCCAGCAAAUAGCCAGCCAACCGGAUCAGCAACUACAAUAAUAGGCCAGCCAGUCUGACAACGACAUGAUUGACCAGUCUGGUCACCAAAUAAUAACCAGGUUAUUCCACUUUUCAAAUUCCUGUCUUUUUGGUCACAAGGCCAAUCAUGAAAGUUACUAGCAAGUCAGCUAAUCAACCACCAGUUCAGUGGACAAGAAGCCCUCCAUUGGCUUUUAUCAACCAGGAAAGCAGCCAUCAUUUGUAGCACAUACACAGAUUGAGCCUGCAUAUAAACAGCUCAUCUGACUAUGCCACGGCACUUAAACUAAUACAGGUCCAUGGCAUACCACAAACUAGUGCUCCAUUACUUAUUAUUAAUAGAAAUUCAUGGAAGGGAUAGGUUCCAAAGAUCACACAGGAUUUCCUUCUUAUAUUGACAUACAUGUAACAAGAGACAACAUACCCUCAGUCAGUGUAACGUGUUUCCUAUGGAGAAAGUUUAUUGAAAUUACAUUGUCAUGCAAAAUAAAGAACAGUCCUUUCUAACAAGCACUAGUUUUGUUUACACAUGAAGAGGUACAUACAA